AUUAGAUUGGGUUAAGUGGAGCUCUUGAGACUCUAUGUGGGCAAGGAUUUGAAGCAAAGUCAUUCAAACUGCUUGGGAUUCAUCUGCAAACGGCUUGUAUCACAACCACCCUCUUCUCAAUCAGUAUCUCAUUCCUCUGGUUUUUUACAGAACAAUUACUGAUUUUUCUCCGCCAAGAUCGUCAAAUUGCAGAGGCCGCAGGCCUUUAUACCAAGUUUCUGAUUUCAAGCAUAUUUGCCUAUGGUUAUAUUCAAAACAUGUUAAGGUUUCUUCAGACACAAUCAGUUGUUAGGCCUGCGGUUUUGUUGUCAGCAAUCCCACUGGUCUUGCACAUUGGUAUUACAUAUUGUUUAGUACAUUUAACACCUCUUGGUUUCGUAGGAGCUCCACUAGCAACCUCAAUCACACUCUGGUUAUCCUUUUUUAUGUUGGUUGCAUAUGUCAUGUUCUCCAAGGAAUUUAAUCUCACUUGGCAAGGAUUUUCACUUGAAUCCUUCAGUUACAUUCUCACAAACUUGAAACUUGCCCUUCCCUCUGCAACUAUGGUGUGCUUGGAAUAUUGGGCGUUUGAGAUUCUGGUGUUCUUAGCAGGAUUGAUGCCAAAUUCGGAAGUAACUACUUCAUUAAUUGCAAUAUGUGUGAACACCGAAGCCAUAGCAUACAAUUUUACGUAUGGCCUCAGUGCUGCAGCCAGGUUAGGGAGAAAUCAAAUUUUGUACUCUUUCAAAUUCCACAUUUUUACCUUAUCUUGGUUAUUUAAUAAGCGUAUUGUCACAACAUACAGCACAAGGGUGUCGAAUGAGUUAGGAGCAGAUCGUCCUGACAAAGCUAAAAGUGCAAUGAUUGUUUCCCUGAAGCUAUGUGGAGUUUUUGCCUUGAUACUAAUUUUAGCUCUAGGAUUCGGACACAACAUCUGGGCUGGCACGUACAGUGACAGUUCUGAUAUAAUAAAAUCUUUUGCUUCCAUGACUCCUCUGCUUGCAAUAUCCAUAAUUGUUGAUUCUUUUCAGGGUGUUCUGUCAGGUGUGGCUAGAGGAUGCGGUUGGCAGCACAUAGUUGUUUAUGUGAACUUGGCAACAUUUUAUAUCGUUGGCAUGACUGUUGCAGCCAUCCUUGCGUUUAAAUUUGAAUUAUACGUCAAGGGCUUGUGGAUUGGUAUGAUAUGUGGUCUGUCGUGCCAAGCAAUCACACUCAUGGUGAUAACGAUGCGUACACAAUGGACCAAAUUGGAGCUGUCUGAAGAGAAUUCCGAGAUGGAAGAGUCGUCAAUUUUAGCUUGAAUAUUGAUUGUCAUGAAUUAAGCAUGCAAUGAAAUCAUAUAUUAUAUAUUUAUGUAAAUGAAAUGCAUGCAUUUGUGGCAAGGAUGCAUGGCUUGUUUUUAGAGACGUUAUAGAAAUGAUGGAGUAGGUUUUGUAGUUUCAACCAUGAGCUUAAUUCACUGUUUAUAAACCCUACUUAAAAAAGAAAAGAAAAACUAAAUCAGUAAACAAACAUAUAUACCUAUUUUAUCAAAACGUUUAGAAAUACAUCAAGACACCUUUAUAAUACAUAUUUGUAAUCUAUUUUCCAUACAAUUACGUAUAUGUAGUAUAAUUUAAAUUUGGAGCAGCAUUGAAAACUUGGAGUAC
This is a messenger RNA of Cannabis sativa, 1628 nucleotides long. RefSeq names its product protein DETOXIFICATION 19-like. The transcript is spliced from 5 exons. Bases 258 to 1280 code for a protein of 340 amino acids. Gene Ontology annotation, cellular component: membrane. Gene Ontology annotation, biological process: xenobiotic detoxification by transmembrane export across the plasma membrane. The record is from RefSeq and is a predicted model, not a curated record. NCBI's taxonomy places the organism in Eukaryota, Viridiplantae, Streptophyta, Magnoliopsida, Rosales, Cannabaceae. Gene Ontology annotation, molecular function: xenobiotic transmembrane transporter activity; antiporter activity.